CACAGGAGUAAACGAGGCAAACUGUUGAGUUGUAUACACUCGGAGAAGACCACGAGAUCUCUGCGCUUCUGUGGAUCCAAAAUCCGAGAGGGUUUUGGCGAAGAGUGGAUGCGUGUCUUUCUUUUGCAUUGGAUUACGCAAUUUUGAAGUUCCAGCAAGCACACGUCAUAGUGUACUAUGUAGUGAAAGGCAGUGUAGGUGCCCAGUAUGACGUGUGGGUGCUGCACCCGCUCAUUUUCAUCACAUUUGCGACUGUAUUUGUGCUCUUGGUUGAACCCAAUGCAGUAGGAAGUUGUAUCCCGGAGUUGAAAACCAUCAUCAGGGGAGUCACUCUCAACUAAUACCUCAGCUUUAAAACUUUCAUUUCAAAUAAAGUCAGUUAACUCCCAUAGCUCAUUCCUAGUUAAAACAUGCCGUCUUUUAUAUGAAUCAAAAACAUUCGAUUCACUCAUUUUUUUCUGUUUUGAAAAAAAAACAGAUUGGGUUAGUUUAUUAAAGAUCGACCCUGAAUGUACUCCGAUUUUAUAGAUGCACCAAAAGUAUAUGUAGUUAACUGACAGCCUGUAAAUCCAAGUACGGAACCAUCAAAAACUAGAGAACUUUUCUUAUCAAAAAUGUAAAGAAAAUGUAGGGGUAUCAUUAGGUGAUUAUACUGUGUUGGGUAAAGCUUGAAGAGACUGAGAAUGUUUCAAUUUAGAUUGGACUGACAAUAGUUCUGGGCAGUGGCAUGCCCAUCGGCAAGAAGGGUCCGUUUGUCCACGUGGCGUGCAUGGCAGCAACCCAGCUCAGCUCCGCCGUCACUUCCUUCCAAGACGUGUCUACCGCAAUUCCACUCGCAACACAGGGAUGCUGGCAGGCGCGUGUGCAGUAGGAAAUGCGUGCAAUUUUGCUGCUCCAUUUGUUUAGUGACGUCUUUUGUGCUCAAGCUUCUCAAUAUUUAGGAAUAUGUGAAUUUUCUCCCACCUUAAGUUAAAUGGUAAAAUCAAGCAGUAAAGCUUGUAUGCACAAUGCUCAAAUCUGAUUGGCUGAAAAGUAUUACGUUUAAGCAAGUGAACGAUCCCCUCCCUAAAUUGAUUUAGGGGUGAGAUUGUUAACUUGGUCCAGUUUUUAUACAAACCACAAGUUAGUUUGAUUGGUAAAUGUGACUAAAUAACCGAUUCCAUGUUGAAUGACAAUCAAAUUGCACUGAGAUGAGAUAACUAUCGGGUGAUAUUGAAACUGAGAAGGUUUCAAAGUAAUGAGACUCUGUAAAUCUAAGUACGGAACCAUCAAAAACUAGAAAACUUUUCGUAUCAAAAAAGUAAAGAAAAAGUAGUUUCAGUUAUGGUUGUAUCGGUAGUCCUUUUUAGGUGGGGUGCUGUUCAGCAUAGAAGUCACGGCCACAUACUUUGCUUGCAGUGCGUAACUAUUGGAGGGAUAUUUUUAGUGCAGUAAUAGGGGUACUAGUUUUCCAGUUGGUAGUCAUGUAAGCCGACAAUGAGCACACAAUUACAGCUCUCUUCAGCAACAGUUUUCCCGUUGAGAUCCCUUUUGACAACAUUCUCUAUUUACAGGGUCCAUAAUUACAUCUGGAUGGUCCGACGGAUUAAAAUCUGCGUUAUCUACAAUUUGAGUAUUUACAGUCUGAUCUCUAACUUCGCCUGGAAUUCCCCGCCCGGGACCGGUACUCUACUCACUCUUGAACAGGAAGAGACGUUGAGUCACUGGAACACUGAACCAAGUGGAAUCUUCGUCUGUCUCAGAUUGUUUGUUGCUUCCAAAUUCGUCCUUUCCGCUCUUGCCGUGACCAUGCCAAUCCCUAGCGGUAUCUGUUUGCACACUUUUCCCAUUGGGGCUGGCUUCGGUCGGAUAGUCGGGGAGUUCUUCCAUUACUGGUUUCCAGACCGAAUUGGGGUCGUCGAGAUCCAACCGAGAAGCUAUAUCAACAUCAGCCAUCGUCUUCGAACUGACAGUUCAUAUUGCGCACUCUCUUCCGGUGCUAAUUGCAGUCAUCUUGGCCAACAUGGUCGCCCAGUGUCUACAACCAUCAAUGUGGACAAAGAUAGUAACAUCCAGAUGAAUCAGUUGCCGUUCCUAACUGACAUCGCCUCCGCUUCCAGGGAAUUUUACGACAUCACAGCUGAACAAAUCAUGCAAACGAAGCUGAGUUAUAUAUGCUGGAGACAGCCAUAGAAGGAAGUCUACAGUAUAAUCCGUAGCUUGAGCACUUAGUAGAAAGUCACGUGAGUAUGGUGUUGCUAGGCACAAUGCGAGUGGGAAUUUUACAAGCCAAGAUACAACAGCAAAUCAGUCGACCAGCGUUGCUGAAGUUCAUACGUAAUGGAUGCGACUUCAACGCACUGAAUUUAAAAACUCAACAGAAGUAGAGACGCAAUCCGAAUGCAAUUUCAAAUGACAAUGAAAAUACACGUUACAAAUUGGAGAGAAACACAGGAAAAUCACCAAGCAAUGAGUCCUAUUGAAUACAAUAAAGGAUGCGUCAGCGCCCGACAGCCAAUACAUGAACGAGAGACGCCAAUCGAAGACCAUUUUCAACACAGACUUCCACAGAGUUUCCUGGCUACGAAUCCGGCCGCAAUGAAGAAGGUCAAAGUGAAAACCUUGUGUGGCUUAUUUUCUGGUUCUUUAGCUGAUAUUUCCACGGCCUCAUCUUUGGUACAAGACCAUGCAACUCUUGUUGCUGCGUACCAACAUAGCAGGAGAAACUCAGCCACAGCAUACGAUCACCACUCGAAGUCCGCUAGCUCAAAUAUGCACGGGGGCAACAAAUCAAACACGAUGACAAAUAUGACUCAAAAUGACGCAAAAUGACGUCAGACUAGCUGUCCAGCAUUCAUCUGCGUAUAUAGAUAUUUGCGAGUUACAAGAAAAGAAAACGACACCGAUCUUUUGACAGCAGUUGUGCUACAAUUGUCUAUAGUGAUGACGGAAGGACACUCAGAUAAUAAUGAGUGUCCUUCGUCAUCAUGUGAUGACCAUGACAAAAAUGGACACCACAACUAAGCCAAUACAGCGGAACUCGAUCGGGAAAAAGUGUCUUGGAAACAAAGAUCGAAUAAUAGUGAUGUGCAGUCGGCGUCUAAAUCAUCAGACUCGCUCAGUGAAGCCUUCAACUACGCCAAGAUCUAAACGAAUUACUGAUGACAUGACCCAAGAUCCUAUUUGUCCAAAAGUUCCUCUAAGAAGAUAUAACUUCAGACAAAGUUCAUCAUCAUCAACACCGUUUUCGACCAAUCAAAUCAACGGAAACAGAACAAACCAACAUCCGCCAACUAUACCUGAAGUUGACCUAACGCCUAAUCAAAAGAGCCAUGAUUCCAGUUUGAAACCUAUAUUCGUGCCCACAGCGUGGUCUAUGCCAUACAAGCCACCGAUCCAUGAUUCAAGUGUGAUUCCUGUUUAUCCGAGGGACAUUCUACAGUUUCGACAGGGGCCGGAGAAAACUCUGACUGAAAUUAGAGCGAGUCAGUCUAUUCUGAUGAAUAGUCUAAAGAAGAGCAUCUUCAGCACUGCCAAACCACCGCCAGUGAGCCCAGCCUCAAGACAGGUCACCAAUGUAUGACCAUGCGUGUAUGACCAAGGAUGUAUGGUCACAAAUGUCUCCAAUCUAUGAAGAUAUGAAUGUCGGGCCACUAUUAUUGGCAGGACCAGAAAAUUUGAAAGUCGCUAUCAUAGUUUGAAUUAAUUUGAGCUGAAAAAUGAUAAUUUGAUGACAAUUUGAUGAUAAAUUAUUUUGAAAAGUUUGAAGAAACUGUGCAAAUUGAAGGAUAAUUUAG
Molecule: messenger RNA, 3776 nt
Organism: Symsagittifera roscoffensis
Lineage: Eukaryota; Metazoa; Xenacoelomorpha; Acoela; Convolutidae
Exons: 6
Coding region: 2948-3562 (204 amino acids)
Source: RefSeq, a predicted model, not a curated record